GCUCGAGUCCUUCCUCCACUGGGCUGCCCGGCGCUCCUCUCUGCCCUGCAUGGGAAGAGCGCAGAAGGAGCGCCGGGCAGCCCAGCGCGCCGAUGCGCGCGAGGCCAGCGUUGCGGCGGUGCUCGCCGCGGCGCCGGCCCCGCCCCUGCGCGCGCCCUUGCCCCCCGGGGCGCUGCCCCGGCCGGCGCCCGCACCACCGCUAGCGCCGGCGCGGAUGCCGCGGAGCAGGAGCCCGCCCUUCGUGGCGUUCCGGCUUGACGGGAAAGGCAAGGGGGAAAGCAAGGGCUCCGACGGCAAGGGCGACGACGGCAAAGGGGGAGGCAAGGGCUUCGACGGCAACGGCGCCGACGGCAAGAGCUGCGACGCCAAGGGCAGAGCCGGAUCCGGAGCUGACGGGAAAGGCAAGAAGGAAGGCAAGGACUCCAACAACAAGGGCCCCGACGGCAAGGGAGGAGGCAAGAGCUCCGACGGCAAGGGCAAGCCUCGGCUGCUGACGCCGGCGGAAGCAGGCGACCGCGCAGUCCAGGCGGCGAACAAGAAAGCGUCCGACUUUGAGUAUGGGCGCCUCUUGAGCGUGGGGGGGCCUUUCAAGAGUAGGGCGGGCAAGACUUUGGCGAAGGUGGAGCUGCGGGUGCCGGAGAAGCCGUGCUAUACAGUGAAGCAGUACACGGCCGCCUUCCUGGGCAAUGACACGAAGUUUCAGAGGCUUGAAACGGUCGUGACCGAGAAGGAGAAAAAAACCUUGGACGUAUAUUUGCGGGCUCGCAACGCUGCUCAUCAGCCCUCAGUGGUUCUCUUCGUGCGCUUCAUCGAGGCCACAGAGCUGUGGGACGACAUCUACGAGCAGAGCGUGCACGUGUAUAAAACUCUAGUCGAGGGUCUCCGACCAGUGUUUGAGCUCCAUCGCCCGUCGAACGGCUCGACACCGUUCUGGCGCGAGAUCAUUUAG
Molecule: messenger RNA, 949 nt
Organism: Prorocentrum cordatum
Lineage: Eukaryota; Dinophyceae; Prorocentrales; Prorocentraceae
Source: the annotation of a GenBank genome assembly